This is a messenger RNA of Naegleria gruberi, 1461 nucleotides long. RefSeq lists its product as uncharacterized. Lineage: Eukaryota; Heterolobosea; Eutetramitea; Acrasida; Naegleriidae. Gene Ontology annotation, molecular function: ubiquitin protein ligase binding. Gene Ontology annotation, cellular component: cytoplasm. Bases 1 to 1461 code for a protein of 486 amino acids. The record is from RefSeq and is a predicted model, not a curated record. The transcript has a single exon. Gene Ontology annotation, biological process: proteasome-mediated ubiquitin-dependent protein catabolic process; regulation of proteolysis.
AUGAAUGAAAAUUUUGAUUUGCAAAGAUCAAUAAUUGAGGAGGAUAUUAUGAAUGUGGUGAAAAAGAAUGAGGAUAAUGUUUGUGCAAGUUAUCUCAUAAGUUCGGAUUUGGAUAUUAAUGUAACUUUGUGCAUGCAUCGAGUGAUAAAUGCAGCGUAUCAGGAAACAAAAGUAUCCACUUUGAAACUCCUUGUUUCCACUUGUCUUCCACCUCCUGUGAGGAAAUGUCCUCGAUUACCAGAGAAAAGAGAAAAACCUCAACCGUUAGAAAGAAUUGGAUUUUCAUUUGAGAAUAAUCAAUCACUACUCAAUAAUUCUGCAUUUUCUGAUGUACAUAUUAUUGGAAUGAAUUAUGAGAAUAAUGAAAUAGAAAAUCUAUAUGCUCAUAGUAUUAUUCUGAGCUGUUCUUGCUCGAAAGUAUUGGAAAAUUUAUUCACUAAAUUGAAAUAUCUUGCUGCAAACGAUAAGAUAGAAGAAAUACCGGAGCUCUAUUCUGAGUACUCCACUUUAUUUAAGACCAUACUUUAUGAGGAGAAAAUUUUCAAACUUGAGCUAGUAGAAUCUAUAUCAACACAAGAAUUUAUAACCAUACUAGAAUUGACUUACUGUGGGAAAACUAUUAAUCUAGAGAAGAAAUUCCUGAAAGGAAGAAUUGAUGAAUUAUCACUCUUAUUCGACGCACCAUCUCUGAAAAACUUUUACGAUAAGUGUGAUUUGUUUAAUGAGGGAUCUGAAAAUAUUAUGCAGGAUUUCUAUUCGAAACUAAACACAAACUUCUUUGGAAAGAAAGAGUAUGCUGAUGUUCAAUUCAAAAUUGGAGAUAACUACAGAUACGCCAACAAAUGUUUUCUAUUUGUGUGCAGUGAUGUCUUUAAGGUUAUGUUCACAGAUGGCUUUAUUGAGAGCUCUUCUUCCAUGACUGAAAUUAAUCUAUUUGAAGGUCAAGAAUUAACUAAUUCCAUUGAAGAUCAAAUCAAAGGAUGCGAGGCCUUUCUACAACAUGUCUAUCACAGACAACCUGUAUUUGAUUCCAAUUCUGUGUGUACAAUUUUAGCCAUAGCUCACCUAUAUAACAUGAAUCAUCUUGAAACUCAAUGUGAAGUUUUCAUAUCGAAAUCUAUCAAUGAAGAGAAUGCAAAAAAUGGCAGUGAAGAAAUUGUAACUCUCUACUUGUUUUCUAAACUUUACAAUGCCAAACAAUUACGAAAACUAUGCCUCUACUAUAUGACAAACAAUUAUGCAAACUAUUUACCACUCAUUCAGAAUUCUCUAGAGGAAGAAGAUUUGAUUGAAAUCAAAACAAAUGUGUGGCCUCCUUCCUAUUACUACACAGAACUUGAAAAGUAUGAAAAGGAGAAAGCUAACUACGAAUCCUACAAGAAACACCUUCAACAUUUCACAAACUUCAAGAGAGUGCAAUCUUUGCUGUCAUCCUCAACAAAUAAUUGCAUUUUACAAUGA